Messenger RNA from Vespa velutina, 6233 nucleotides. It is a transcript of the gene Mps1, whose product is annotated as probable serine/threonine-protein kinase mps1. The record is from RefSeq and is a predicted model, not a curated record. Gene Ontology annotation, molecular function: protein serine/threonine/tyrosine kinase activity; protein serine/threonine kinase activity; ATP binding. Lineage: Eukaryota; Metazoa; Arthropoda; Insecta; Hymenoptera; Vespidae. Gene Ontology annotation, biological process: peptidyl-serine phosphorylation; protein localization to kinetochore; chromosome segregation. The transcript is spliced from 8 exons. Gene Ontology annotation, cellular component: nucleus; kinetochore; spindle. The coding region runs from base 1092 to 3815 and encodes 907 amino acids.
UUUUACACUUUCAAAAUUACUCUACCAACUAAUUUCAUUACAAAUAACGUGUGCAGAUGAAAAGGAAACAUUAGAUAUGCAUACCUUUGAACUUAUGGUUUCAAGUAUGGUAUUUGGAAUGAUUUUGAAAUUCAGUAUUCAAAUAUUUUAAAUGCUUAAGCGUGGUUUAUUUUGUAAUAAAGUGGGUUUAAUUAAAAUUCAACAAAUUUUAAUGUAUGUGCAUAAUAUGUUGCAUAAUUUUUCAAAAAUUAUAGAAAAUCAGAUUGAAGUAAAAUUAAAAUAAAGUACGAUUUGUUUACCUACGGACAUAACGUUUUUUCGGAAGUAAUACAUAAAAAAGAGAUAGACGAUCGUAUUGUUUAAAAAUGCAUUAUAGUCUAUUACUCUUUUGAAUUUUUAAUUAAUGGUCCUAUGAAUUGAAAGAUUAUAGUAGGAAAACAAUCUUAAAUUGAGAAUGUUUCUAUCCAUGUGCCAUCUAGCGGAGAAUAAGUAUGUGCGUUAUAUUUUAUUGAUAGAUUAUUAAAAUGUAAUAACUCGAUUAAUUUUUAUUGGUCUUAUUAUAAGAAAUUAAAAAAAAAAAUUGGACGUUUUUCGUAUAAAUAAAAUAAAAGAAAAUGAAAAGAUCUAAUGGUAUUCGUAGCGCCCUAACAUCAACCAAUCAGAAUGUUCCUUGAGGAUUUAAAUUUUGAUGACGUAUAAGCAAUAACCGGUAGAAAGUAAAUGAAACAGUUUGUAUUUGAAAAUCCAAAAUAUGGAUAUUAUAUGGUAUUUAGAAUUAAUUACAAUGUACCAUUUGAUAUAAUAACUUAUUCCGAUGUAAAUAUUCAUUUGUAAUUGUAUUUUAUUUGUGUCGUACUUUGAUUUUUCUUUUUUAUCAAGGCAACAGAGAGAAAAUUGACAUUUCUUUGAUGCUACAGGAGGAAAAUUGACAAGUGCGCGUAUGAUGGUGUUUCUAAAUGAACAAAAGCAGAUUAUUCUAUCAUUUCUUUUUGCUCGGUCUUUUUCCAGAAAUAUUGCUAUUUUAUUACUUUCGUGAGAUCAAUCGGUAGAGUUAUUGCAAAUCACUCGAAAAUAUUCUUUCAAAGUUUUAAAUGAUGGAAGAUCAUCAUUCUGCUAGAUCAAGUUUUGGUGCUGGUGGAUUGCAUGCACGUCCAAAGUUUCAACCAGUUCGUGUGAAAGCUUUAUUGCAUUUUUGUGAAAGCGACGACGAAGAAAAUGAAGAAAAUAUAAUUAAUAUAGAAAAUAAAACAGACUAUGAUGAUGUUGGAGCAUUACAUUUAAAUGAUUCUAUUCAAGAUGUAUGUUGCAACGAUUCGUCAUUGAAACAUAUAUCACAUUCUGAAAGUAUCGAAGGGAAAUCGAAAGAAGAACAUGCCGGUGUUUUAUUGAACUCUUCUUUCAAAGAAUAUUUACAAAGCAAUAAUGAUAAUAAAGCAAAUAGUAGUAUUAGGUCAUCGGUGGAAAUGGAUACUAUUGUAUACAAUAAUGUUAAUAGGACUGAUGAGGACGAACAAGAAAAGAAUCAGAAAGUAAUAUCUUUUAAAAAUACUUGCAUAGAGAAUAUUAAAGACAGUGAUCUUUUGGGUACGGUGCAGCAUGGAAAUUCUUUAUUUCAUGAUGCGACCGAAAAUGAGGGAAAUGCUAAUUUAGGAUUGAAAUUGUAUCAAGAAAAUGUGUUAGCCGUAAAAGAAUAUGAAAAUACUCCAUUAAAUAUCUAUGUUGAACGUAUGGAACAGAAACAAGGAAAUCUGAUUAUGGAAGAAGAUAUACAUAAAGAAAGGCUUGAUCAUAAAAGUGAAAAUAAACCUUAUAAGGAUACAGAAAGCGGUAUUGGACAUGUUUCCUUUAUACCUUCUAAUGACAAAAAUACAUUGCGAGAUAUAAACCGUGCAGUUACAAAUCUAUCAAAGUCAAAAUUUCUUAUGGACGAGAAGUACUUAAACUCAGAAAAUCUUUGUUCAGAGAUACCAUCUAUUUCUGAUACUGGAUCAUCCAUUUAUCCUGUUUUAACAGAUACUCCCUUAAAACACACAAAUCUCCAUUCAGUAGAAUCAAAUUCAUGUAUUUUGCAAAACAAAUUACAAAAUGAGGUUCUAACAGAUGCAGCUCAAACUCCAUCAACAAUUCUUUCGACAUGGUCGCAGAAUAAUGCAAGACAAAUGCCGCUUCACAGUAGAGGUUUAUCCACUGUUGAAUCUACACCGACUUCUGCCAAUUCCAUUUUUAUACAAGGAAUAAGAAAAAUGGAUGAUAUGCCUAGAUAUUUUUAUCAACGAGGAAAACGUAUGAGACAACCCCUAGGAAUUACUAUGAGUUCCGAUCAAUCUGAUUCUGUUAAUAACUUCUGUAUUUUUUCGGCAAAAUCUAAAGUCCGAACAUUACACAAUAAGCAAUUGUCAAGAGUAGAAGAAACUGAAACUGAUAAUAAUAUAUUUGAUACACCAUCCGGAGAGAAUAAAUCAGGGAGAAAUUCUGCAAUUAAAGAAAAUAUAGAGCAAUUAGAGAAUAAAUUUAUGCAGUCGGAUGUUGGUGAUGGCUCUGUCGAACAGUCGGAAUCUGUUAAAAAUCUUAUAUUAAUGGACAUAGGCAAGAAUGAUGAAAGGAUAAAGAAUACGAUAGAAGAAAAUGUAUUUGUUUCCGAUAAGCAUGGUAUAUCCAUCUCUAAAGCGGAAUUAAUGAAUUCGGAAGAACAAAAUAUCAUUUCUAAUGAGAGAGAAGUAGAAGAGAAUAUAAAAGAAGUUGUAGAUAAAAUAUCGAACGUGCAGGUUUCAAUACCGUCGAAUCCCUCCAACUCAAUGGAAAGAUAUAAAAGGAUAAUGAUAAAAAAUAAAGAAUAUUUAAUUUUGGGUACUUUAGGACGUGGUAUGAGCGGAGAAGUUCUACGAGUACAAGAUUUGACAUCGUCCGAAUUACGAGCUAUUAAAUGUGUAAAUUUGAGCCGUAUGGAUAAGGAUUCAGCUCAAGGAUGUUUAGAAGAAAUUUCUAUGCUACAUAAACUGCAGGCCUCAUGUAUAGUCAGGAUGUUUGAUUAUGAGAUCAAAUACCCUUUAGUCUAUGUAGUAAUGGAGAUGGGUGAUACAGAUCUUAGUCGUUUAUUGAAACUGACAUCACAGGAGAAACAACUUCCAUUAACAAUGAUUCUUUACUAUUGGACGGAAAUGUUGACAGCGGUUAAGCAUAUACAUGACAAUGGAGUCAUACAUUCAGAUUUAAAACCAGCUAAUUUUUUAUUAGUACGUGGUCGUCUAAAAUUAAUAGAUUUUGGUAUUGCUUCUAGUAUGAAUGCAGAUAUGACCUCUGUUGUAAAAAAUUGUCCAAUUGGUACUUUAAAUUAUAUUAGUCCAGAAGCUCUAAUGGAUAUUGGUGGAAACGGAGAUUCUCCUAAUCACAAUGUUAAAUAUAAAAUAAGUUACAAAUCGGAUGUGUGGUCACUAGGAUGUAUUUUAUAUGGUCUUGUGUAUGGACAAACUCCAUUUCAUCACAUACGUCCUCAAUGGGCUAAAGUGAAUGCAAUAACGAAUCCGAAUCCAAAGAUAGCUUUUCCAACGUCUAUACUUUUGCUUGAUAAAACAGAGAAAUUCGAACCACCUCUCAUUUUAAUCGAUGUGAUGCGUAAAUGCCUUCAACACAAUCCUAAAGUUAGACCUACAGUGGCAGAACUCUUGCAGAUACAAUAUAUACCUGCCAGACAAGAUGCUAAAGCUAUGUUAUCUAUUCCUCCUGAGAUUCCUCCAAAUAUUUUAGUAAAGAUAAAGCAUGCGUUAACUGAAGAAGAAUGGAGAAAACUGAUACAGGUGUUGGAAAAGAAAUCCUAAUAAAAAAAUAAUAGCAUUGAUGUUGUUUGCCAAUCAUCAUAAUUCAUGUACAUAGAAUAUAAUUGUUAUAUAUGUAUAUAUAUAUAUAUGUAUAUGUAUAUGUGUAUAUAUAUAUAUAUAUAUAUAUAUAUAUAUAUAUAUAGAGAGAGAGAGAGAGAGAGAGAGAGAGAGAGAUACAUAACAAAAUGAUAAAUAAUUCGUCUAGCGCCAUAAGACGAAUGUCUUAAACGAUAAAAUGAUCAUUUAAAUGUAAUAUAAUGAGAGAAGCAUCAAAAUGCCUGUGUAAUACAUACGUAAAUAUUUGGCAUUGAUAUAAAAUAAUUACAAUAAUAAAUGAUAAAUUAACCUGCAUCUAUGGCAUAUUCAUUAAAGAAAUAAUUAUAUAUUGCAAGAGUAAGGAGAAUACUAUUAAAAUAAAUAUCUUUUUAUUAUUUCACACUCGUGUGUACAAAUGACUUGCUAUGACGAAAGUGAUUAUUCCAAUCAUCGCGAUAGUCCGUAGAUAAUUAAUAAUAAUUGUUAGAUCAAUAUGUAUAGCUUAAGAUUGUGAUUGCAUAUGACACGUUGUAAAUCAAUUGGUUUAAAAACGAUUUUAACAAAGAUUAUAUUUAACAGAUAUAAAGUUAAAUAUUACCAACACACAUACACGCCACUUUUUCUUUUCCACAGAUACGAGGUAAAAAACGAAAACGAAUGUCUUAAUUUAUUAUGAUUCUUUUUUAAUACUUAUCCUUUGCAACAUACCGCAUCACACUCUUACGAUUUCGCACGGCGAUCUUGGCGAUCUCGCACGUAUGUAUUGCAUUAUUGACGACGUACUCCGCUGAUAGUCUUGAUAAUGCAUGAUCAAUGUAUGGAUGUAAGUUGCCAGUAUUGUAACAGACGGUCACCUUUCGGUAAUGCCAUAGAAUCUGGGCGUUCGAACGUUAACAUAAUAUCUUUCACUUUGUUUCUUAAUUCCCGAUCAAACAUGUGCCCUCCCGUACGUUGAAGUGCAGAUGCCAUAUCAUAUUCGACAGAGGGAAGCGGCUCGCGAAUAAAACGUGCUGCUGUAGCAAUACUUGGUAAGAUAUGCCAUUGAAGAGCUUUGAUUUCCCAAAGGCUACUAAGGAGCGCGUUACUGAGCAACGGAUCUCGUUCUUCCAUGAGAAAUGGAUCACCGUUUCCUGUACCUUCCUCGGAUAUUAAUUCCCCACCUUGAGGAUGAUCUAUAAGUCUCUUCAAACCUGGAUGUCUUAAGAGGAGAUUACCCACAAACAAUAAAAUGAUAAGAAUAUCUUCGGGUGGCGCAACCAACGUUAAACGUGCAAGACGCUUCGCAAAUGCUGCCACUAAUGCUUCCGGUAAGUGUCUGAAAAAGAAAAAAAAAAUUGUAUAAGGAUCUUUUUUAAAACGAUACAUUUGUUUUUCUUUGAACGCAUUUUUUACAAUAAAUUUUUUUUUCAUACUUAUACAUUACUUACGUCGAACUGAGGAAAAGAUCAGACAAAUAAAAUAAUCGUGCCUUAUAUUUUGUAUGAAAAAUUUCUGGCUCAAACAUCGAGUAAAGUUUAGUAAAAAUGUUUGGAUAUUCCAAAUUGUGCUUUGUAACCAGUAAAAAUACACCCUGUAAGGCAAGUAAUCCGAUACAUCCAUCUGCAUCCAAAGAAUCCAUAAGGAAAUCUGUUAAUAAUAUAGGCUUUUCAAGAUGCGGCAUAACUCUUUCCAAAAGCACUAUUAACAAUUGUUUAUGCAGUUGAGGCGUUAAUUCCCAAUGCAUCACGCACGCCCAUACUUUAUUAAGCGAACGUCUUACACUGGCUUGAUCCCACGUGAAGCUAUUAAUUACUGGUAAACAUAAACGAAUAUAUUAGAUUUCAUUUUCUGAAAAAAGGAGAAAACUAGUUUCAGGAGAAAAUAAUAUAUACGUAUAUACAUACAUAUAUGAUUUAUAUUUUUUGUCAUUCAAAAUAUUCUUACCAUCUGUGUCUUUAGGCAGUGGCAGUUUAUCUAUAAGCUCAAGUAAAUUCUUAAUGUAAAUUUCACGUGGUUGUCUCUUUGGAGUAAGAGACGGUAGACAUUUCCAUGUAUAAUAAAGUGCGUCCGAAUAUCCAGCUAUCUCUUGAAAUCUAUUUAUUAGAUUAAUAUUGUCUUUUUCCGGGGAAAGUAAAGACAUAAGAAUAGGUUUCAGACGGUGCAGUGGUAAAUAAUACCCCAAGUUCCCAGUUGGUUCAAGCGGUGUUUUACCUUCUUGAGCUAAUAAUUUUAAUGCUGUAGUAAGGGCCUGCAAUUGAAUGGUUGGACGAGAUUUCUCCAUAGAUAAAAGAAUUUUCUCCCAGACCUCUUCAUAACAAUUGCGCAACCAAUUGAUGUAACGUCUUUCCGGACUAGGUUCUAACAAAAAAUUAAAAUCUUAUAAAUAAAGACAUAGAAAAAAAA